UUUCUACUUUCGUGCAAAAAUAAUAUAAAAGUUAAAUUUAUAACAUAAAAUAAACAAAUAUGUGGCGUUAUUUAAUGACCAGUUUUCUAGUUAAUGUUUUAUUAAACAUUUUCAUGCCUUCAGCUGUUUUAAGCUAUGAUCCAAAUGACAAGAAAAUUGCUUCGGUCUUGCCACCGGAGGGCAUGUUUGAGGCUUUCUAUCCCCGGGAAAUGGAUGGUGUGCCGAAUAGUGCCUCCCGGCCAGCACAUGCUCAUGGUUCGUUCUUUAAACAUCGUAAUCCUGCCCUGGUGGAUACAAAAAAUGCUGCUGCUUAUGGCUAUCGAUUCGAUGGUAAAAGGAGAUUUAAUUUUGAUUAAGAGUAAAUGAAAUAAAGUGUAUUUUGUUAGAAAUAAAGAGUAAUAAAUAAAAUGCUUAAAGAGAGUUUUGUUUAUAAA
Calliphora vicina (urban bluebottle blowfly) is the source of this 434-nucleotide messenger RNA. RefSeq lists its product as uncharacterized. NCBI's taxonomy places the organism in Eukaryota, Metazoa, Arthropoda, Insecta, Diptera, Calliphoridae. The record is from RefSeq and is a predicted model, not a curated record. The transcript has a single exon. Bases 60 to 356 code for a protein of 98 amino acids.